Molecule: messenger RNA, 5228 nt
Organism: Gadus macrocephalus (Pacific cod)
Lineage: Eukaryota; Metazoa; Chordata; Actinopteri; Gadiformes; Gadidae
Product: E3 ubiquitin-protein ligase HECW1-like
Exons: 32
Coding region: 296-5026 (1576 amino acids)
Biological process (GO): regulation of dendrite morphogenesis
Molecular function (GO): ubiquitin-protein transferase activity; protein binding
Source: RefSeq, a predicted model, not a curated record
UGCUCUUCCGGAACUCGCCUCUUUAUUUUUCCUUGCUUUGUCAGGUUAAAGAUGCUGAGAUGAAUUUUGGUCGCCUAUUGACCAUAGCAUAGGCCACGAAUGGUUCAGGUCCCCCGAUGCCACAGACUGCCUAAUAGGCUAAAUGAACGUUGAGAUAUGCAGACGACUUCCCGUCGACCCGUCGCCGCCCCACGGAGUGGGUAAACAUGUGCUGUGGAUGAUAUAGCUGUGGAGCUCACAAUCCAUCAGUUGUCAUUUCUGACCCAGAGUCCUCCUCUGAGCGCCGGCCGUCGCCAUGGCGUCCUCCUCUCGCCCGUCCCGCAGCCGGCGGCGCGGGAAGAAAGACCCGGUACGGCACAGCCUCAACCCGGAGCAGCUCCACCACAUGGAGCUACGGCACUGCCUCCAGCAGGAAAUGGGCACCGCUCCUCGGUCUACCAGCGACACGGACCUGGUGACGUCCUACUGCCGCUCCACGCUCACCACUAGCUCCUCCCACUACACCAUCGGCCAACCCCAGGACGUCCACGUCAUCUGGGACAUCAAGGAGGAGGUGGACGCUGGAGACUGGAUUGGCAUGUAUCUGAUCGACGAGGUGCUGUCCGAAAACUUUCUGGAUUACAAGAGCCGCGGGGUGAACGGAUCGCAUAAGGGCCAGAUCGUGUGGAAGAUCGAGGCCAACAGCUACUUUGUAGAAACCGAGACGAAGGUUUGCUUCAAGUACUUCCACGGUCUGAGCGGGGCGCUGAGGGCCACGACCCCCACCGUCACGGUGAAGAACCCCACCGCCCCGGUGCUGAAGCAGAACUCUACUGAAGAGGCGCCCCCAGUCCAGGGCUCGAGAAGACUCAUCAGCUUCUGUUUGUCUGACUUCAACGCGGCGGGGCUGAAGAAGGGGAUGUUCUUCAGCCCGGACCCCUACCUGAAGAUCUCCAUCCAGCCGGGGAAGAACAGCAUCUUCCCCUCGCUGCCGCACCACGGCCAGGACAAGCGCUCGGGCAUCGUGUACAGCACCAUCAACCCCCGCUGGAACAGAGAGCGCUUCAGCUUCGUCUCGCUGCCGACAGACGUUCUGGAAAUAGAAGUAAAGGAUAAGUUUGCUAAAAGCCGACCCAUCUUCAAGCGUUUCCUGGGCAAGCUUUCAAUGCCGGUCCAGAGGCUGUUGGAGAAACACGCCAUCGGGGAUAGGAUGGUGCACUACACUCUGGGGCGCAGACUACCCAAUGAGCACGUCACCGGCCAGCUCCAGUUCCGCUUCGAGAUCACGUCGUCCAUACACCCAGACGACGAGACCCUCAGCGCCGAGUGCUCCCCGGCCCGCCAGCCCCCGGCCGCGCGGCGCUCCAGCCACCCCUCGCGGGCGGCCCACACCUCGUCCGACGACACGCGCAGCCCCCUCCGCGUCGCCCAGGGCAACCACGGCCCCGGCGCCGGCGAGCCCCCCCAGAGGUCGAGACACCGGAGGCCGUCCAGAACGGGCCGCCACGGGCUCCCGUCCGACCCCGUCUGCAGCGUGGAGCCGGCGGCGGCGGCGGCGGCGGCGGUGGCGGCGGUGGCGGCGGCGGCGGGAGAGGCGGAGCGCGGUGGGACGGAGGGGUCGGCUGUUGCCCAGACGACGGCGUCUACGGAGAAGGACGAGGACGAGGAGGAGGAGGAGGAGGAGGAGAAGGAGCCGUCCGGUCCAGAUCCCCCAGAGGCCGGCCUGACCCGGGACACUCAGGGCGCCGCCUCGGCCAAAGCGGACGGUACGGGCGUCACGGAGUCGCCGUUGGCGACGGUGCAGGAGGCGAGCGAGGAGAGGAGUCUGCACACGCCCUCCACGCCCCGAGGCGAGGAGCUGGAGGCGAGACGGGAGGGAGGAGCGGGGGACGGGGAGACCAGAGGAGGAGGAGGAGGAGGAGGAGGAGAGGAGGAAGAGCAGUGGGAGGAGAACGGGGGGACGCAGGAGGGGGGGUCCCCGGAGAGACGGAGCAGAGACAGGGGGGGGGAGCAGCAGGAGAGGAGGAGGACCCUGGGUGACCCGGAGCCGGGGGGGCAGGGGGAGGAGGAAGAGGAGGAGGAGGGGGAGGAGGAGGAGGAGGGGGAGGAGGAAGGAGAGAACGGCUGUCCUGUGACCAUCAGGAGCUUGCCAAGGAGGCGGAGCCGGCCCUGCUCCCUGCCCGUGUCCAAACUGGAGACGGUCAUCGCCUCCUGCUCCGAGCCCGAGACGCCCAGGUCGCACUACAUACGCAUCCACCAGCUGCUCCACACGCUGCCCUGCGGCCAGCCAGAGGAGCUGCUCAACGGGGACGCCGUGUCAGGCGAGUCCCUGGAUCUGGAGGGCCUCGACGAAGACCCAGGGACGCCCUCCGCCAACGGGCCCCUGGGUGAGGCACUGACGUCUGUUCUCCUGCCAGAGGGGGGGGAGGAGGCGGCUGUGGCCCCGCCGGGGGCCCCCACGAGGGCCCAGAGGGGGGGGCCCCGGCGCGCCCUGCCCCGCUCCCUGUCCGUGGACCGCCUGUCGGACCUCGCCCUGAGGCUGGAUGCGGAGGGGAGUGAUCCGUCUCUCCCCUGGGCGUGGACGCUGUGCAGGGCAGGGGGCACGGCCUUCUCAUCCCAGGAGGACGAGGACGAGGACGAGGCCGGAGGGGCCAAGGGGAAGGGCCCCGGGGAAGGUUCCUCCUCGCAGUGCUGCGGGUCAGAAGACGGCUGCUUCAGGCCGUCGAGCCCAGCCUGCCCCAUGCCUGCCCUGAAGUCUGACCACUACCCGACCAUCGACGAACCGCUGCCUCCCAACUGGGAGGCGCGCGUGGACAGCCACGGUCGUGUGUUCUACGUGGACCACAUCAACCGGACCACCACCUGGCAGAGGCCCACCACCGCCGCCACCCCCAACGGCAUGCGCCGCUCAGGCUCCGCCCACCAGAUGGAGCAGCUCAACCGGAGGUACCAGAGCAUCCAGCGCACCAUGGCGACAGAAGGGGGCGGGGAGGAGGAGGAGGGGGGGGGAGGAGGAGGGGGGGGAGGAGAACCUGUGGACUCCUCCCCCUCCCCCCCCCCGGCCAGCAGUCAGAAGCUCUCCGCUCUGCUCCAGAGUCCCGCCGUCAAGUUCAUCACACACCCCGAGUUCUUCACCGUGCUGCACGCCAACUACGGCGCCUACCGCCUCUUCACCAACAGCACGUGCCUCAAGCACAUGAUCCUGAAGGUCCGCCGCGACGCCCGCAACUUUGAGCGCUACCAGCACAACCGCGACUUGGUCACCUUCAUCAACCGCUUCUCCAGCCAGCAGCUGGACCUGCCUGGGGGCUGGGAGAUGAAGACGGACCCCCAGGGAAAGAACUUCUUCGUGGACCACAACAGCCGCGGGACCACCUUCAUCGACCCCCGCAUCCCCCUGCAGAACGGCCGUCUGCCCAACCACCUGACCCACCGGCGCCACCUGCAGAGGCUGCGCAGCUACAGCGCUGGAGAGGCCUCCGACGUGUCCCGGAGCAGAGGGAUGAUGUCCCGGUCGGGGAAGGGCCUGGUGGCCAUGAGGACGCAGCAACAGCAGGACAACGUUCCCCAAGCCUACAACGACAAGAUCGUGGCGUUCCUGCGUCAGCCCGGCGUCCUGGACAUCCUGACAGACCGCCAGCCGGCUCUGACCCGGAACCCCUCCCUCAGGGAGAAGAUCCACUACAUCAGGACAGAAGGAACUCCGCGUCUUGAGCGCCUGUCCUGUGAUGCCGACCUGGUCAUUCUGCUGAGUCUGUUUGAGGAGGACAUCAUGUCUUUCGUCCCGUCGUCCUUCCAACAUGGCUUCUCCUUCUCCCCUCACUGCUCUCCUGGGGCGUCGCCCCGCAAGUCUCCCUCUAAAGGCACCCAGAGGGCCCGGGCGCCUGCCCCUUACCGACGGGACUUUGAGGCCAAGCUGAGGAACUUCUACAGGAAGCUGGAGGCUAAGGGCUACGGCCAGGGCCCGGGGAAGAUCAAGCUGAUGGUUCGCCGGGACAAUCUGCUGGAGGGGACGUUCAACCAGGUCAUGGCCUACUCCCGCAAGGAGCUCCAGAGGAACAAGCUCUACAUCACCUUCAUCGGAGAGGAAGGGCUGGACUACAGCGGGCCCUCCAGGGAGUUCUUCUUCCUGCUGUCCCAGGAGCUGUUCAACCCGUAUUAUGGUCUGUUUGAGUACUCGGCCAACGACACCUACACCGUGCAGAUCAGCCCCAUGUCAGCCUUCGUGGAGAACCAGCUGGAAUGGUUUCGUUUCAGCGGUCGGGUCUUGGGCCUGGCUCUGAUUCACCAGUACCUCCUGGACGCCUUCUUCACCAGACCCUUCUACAAAGCGCUGCUCCGACUCGCGACGGACCUCAGCGACCUGGAGUACCUGGACGAGGAGUUCCACCAGUCGCUGCAGUGGAUGAAGGACAACGACAUCACGCAGGUCCUGGAGCUCACCUUCACGGUCAACGAGGAGGUCUUCGGGCAGGUGACGGAGAGGGAGCUGAAGUCGGGCGGAGCCAACAUCAACGUGACGGAGAAGAACAAGAAGGAGUACAUCGAGCGCAUGGUCCGCUGGAGGGUGGAGCGGGGGGUGGUGCAGCAGGCCGAGGCCAUGGUCCGCGGCUUCUACGAGGUGGUGGACUCGCGGCUGGUGUCGGUGUUCGACGCCCGAGAGCUGGAGCUGGUGAUCGCCGGCACGGCGGAGAUCGACCUCCACGACUGGAGGAACAACACGGAGUACCGUGGAGGGUACCACGAUGGCCACAUGGUGAUCCGCUGGUUCUGGGGCGUGGUGGAGCGCUUCAACAACGAGCAGCGGCUGCGCCUGCUGCAGUUCGUCACGGGGACGUCCAGCGUGCCCUACGAGGGCUUCACCGCGCUGCGCGGCUCCAACGGCCUGAGGCGCUUCUGCAUCGAGAAGUGGGGCAAGAUCACCUCCCUGCCCAGGGCUCACACGUGUUUCAACCGGCUGGAUCUCCCUCCUUACCCAUCAUGCAACAUGUUGUACGAUAAGCUCCUCAUCGCCGUCGAGGAGACCAGCACGUUCGGACUCGAGUAGUGGAUGAGUGUGUGCACGCGCACGCACACACACACACGCGCUCACACACACACGCAAACUCUCAGGGACCCGCCUCGUCGACCUGCAGUAGUAGUAAAAACUGUAAAAAACAAACUGACAGAGAGCUGUGGUGCACAGCUCUCUGUUGUUCUGCACUACGUAUGGAGCAGAGCGACAGCACGACCACAGACUGACCACUGCU